Molecule: messenger RNA, 2703 nt
Organism: Aspergillus wentii DTO 134E9
Lineage: Eukaryota; Fungi; Ascomycota; Eurotiomycetes; Eurotiales; Aspergillaceae
Product: PSP1 family protein
Exons: 2
Coding region: 1-2703 (900 amino acids)
Cellular component (GO): cytoplasm
Source: RefSeq, a predicted model, not a curated record
AUGGCUGCACAGUCCGGCAAGCCUGUACAGGCGCCAAAAUCCACCACCUCGCCUGCGAGUACCGCCUCAGUUCGACUCGAAAAGACACACCCUGGCGUUCGUCGCUCUACUCCUGACUCAGAGGCUUUGGCAUCCUCUGACGACGAUGGAGACCAUUCACAGCUGACUCACCAAUUUGCGAGCAUGCCGGCCCCCAAACCUGCUCGUCGCACAUCGUGGCUCAACGAAGUCCCCACCAACAUCCAACGAAAGAGCUCCUUGACUUCAGGACUUCCUCUGUCAUCUGGUGCCUCUAACCCAACCAGUCCCGCAACUGACCAGUCAGCUUGGGCAGCGGCCUCAACCCCUGGGAUGGGCGGCCCUAUGUCUUGGAACAAUAUUGGAAACAGCUCGUUUUCUUGGGGAGGAAAUGGGAUUUGGAAUACCGAAUCUCGUAAAGAGCCACCUCCUCGGCUCUCAGAAAUCGUGCCAUCUCCCACCAUGUCCAAUCCUCCCACUGCCAACAGUUAUCUUGCUGAGGAGAUUAUGAGCCCUACCAGCCGCACGGGCCCUGGUGAUUCAACCAUCCCAUUUUCUAUCCCACUUCACCCGACUCCUAAAACCUAUCGAUCCCAGUCGUACUCCGUGGGCCAAAUGGACCCCGAAUAUUUGAGUAUGAUGGCCAACAAGCAGCCUGGCGCAGCUCACUCCGGUAGCCGUCCUCGAAAUGGCGGGCAAUUUUCUGCACUGCAACACCGUUCGUCUCGCCCUAGUCUCCUUGGAGAACUUGGUCAUGAUCCUGCUAUGCUCGGUCGUGUUCGCGAAGAUGACGAUGAUGAAACCAGCCCCAACGGUUCAGAUGGAGACUAUCAUCAUUCUGUGAACCAAGCACGCACUAUUGAACAGCUGUCAAGAGAAAACGCGUUGCUGCGCCAGGCAGCUGCCGCUGGUCAGAUGGAUAACAGAUUAAGGGACCGUGCUGGGUCAACCGCCUCCAUCAACAGUGGAUACGCCGUCGGUGGUGCUCUUCACAACGUACACCGUAUCCGAGGAAGCGUCCCGGAAGAAGUAGACCUUGCCGUCGAAGACCUCGACGAACUUGGCGACAUUCCUGGAUACAGCAACAUCCGGAACAACCCGAGGCGACGAUUCUCUGAACAUUCUGGCAACCUUGAGAAGCAACUUUCAAACUUCGCAUUGGAAAACCGUGCCCUCGAGAAUGUCAGAAAGGCUCACUGGCAGACUUCACUCGACUUCGGUGGCAUUGCCGACAUCCCACAGAGUCGUAGACACUCAUUUGCUGAUAUUCCCAUCCGCCACUCUUCGAUCAGCUCGGCUGCUGAGACACAGGCAAGUGUCACUCCCCGGCCUAGUUUGGCAGACCGAGGAGACAGCUAUACAGGCAUUGGUGAAGGCCCUCUUCCCAAUACCCAAGGGCAAAAUCGUGAGUUUCAAACCUUUCAUAUGACCCAUCACCCUCACCCCGAGGAGCUUCAAAUGGAGUUGGGAUAUUUACACGCCCGUCAAAUUGCAGAAUCGUACUUUGCCCAUGAGCAGGGCAUUCGCGCCACCGAUGGACCAUCCGUCGUACCCCCUUCCCUUCACCAGGCAUAUACGAUGCCAAAUGCCUACGGUCGCCACCAACCCGGACUCGCCCACCAGAAUCAGCUUCUGUACAUCGUUACCUUCAAGUGCCACCGUGCCGAUGUCUUCUAUAUCCAGGAGGAUACGGGACUUCAAGUGAAGCCUGGCGAUCUCGUUAUCGUCGAAGCCGAUCGUGGCACUGACCUUGGAACUGUUCAACACGCGAACAUCUCGCUGCAAAAGGCGCGGGAGAUGAAGCAGCAAUACGCAGAAGAACAUUACAAAUGGCUGAUGAUGUUCUCUCGACAAGGCCAAAAUGGAGCAUCCAAUGUUGUCAAUGUUUCCGGAAGUGCCUCGGGCUUGAAUGGCAGAAGUGCAAUUGGCGGCAUGGGACCUCAUGGCUCUCACGGGGCGCAGGAGUCUCCUACCGACAUCAAGCCUAAGCUGAUCAAGAGACUUGCCCAGAACCAUGAAAUCAUGACUCUGCGCGACAAGGAAGGUAACGAAGCAAAGGCCAAGCGCGUCUGCCAGCAAAAGGUUGUUGAACAUAGACUCAACAUGGAGAUUCUUGAUGCCGAGUUCCAAAUGGACUGGAAGAAGCUCACUUUCUACUACUUUGCGGACUCGUACAUCAACUUCAAUUCGCUGGUCACCGAUCUAUUCAAGAUCUACAAGACUAGAAUCUGGAUGUCUGCCAUCAACCCGGCAUCCUUUGUCACUCCGCCCUCCGCUGGUCUGCAGCCUACGGGUGGCAUCCCAAACACUCCGCCAUACGGUCAGGAGCCGCACACCGAUCGUCGCCUCCAGCACGACAAUCGGGCCUACGGUGGUGCUCGGGAUGCUAUGGAUGGCAGAGACGUCCUCCCGAACCAAAUGGGCCUGCCGCGGAGUGCCUAUGCGGACCCUUAUCAGUCCUUCAGCCCGGCCCCUCGUCAGCCAGAACCCGGCUUAGGUGGAUUUGCUACUGGUCUGCAGUCUCCCUCAGACCCUUUCUCUCCAUACUCCUCCGGUGGCUAUGGACUGGACUCGGGGUACGUCGAUUAUCCAGUGAACGCUGUUGGCCCAGGUGGUCCCUCUCGUGUUCAUCCAGCAGCAGGUGACUGGACCUCUCGAUUCCAAGGUUUGUCCCUUGGUUCUUGA